Blepharisma stoltei is the source of this 528-nucleotide messenger RNA. NCBI's taxonomy places the organism in Eukaryota, Ciliophora, Heterotrichea, Heterotrichida, Blepharismidae. The record is from the annotation of a GenBank genome assembly.
AUGAUUAUAGGCAAAGUUAUAAAUAUGGAGAUUUCUGCACAUAUCAUCAGCUAUACGUUGGCACAACCGCAUAUGACUGCGGAUCUCCAAACGUCAAAGACUCUAAAUUCUGUAGUAUCAACUGAAAAAUCAUAUAAAAUUUCGUUCAUAAUUGAAGUGCAAACAGAGUUCUCCAAGGCAAAAAUUUGAAAAACAUGUGAUGAUUUUUAUAAUUUUCACAGUCAGCUGUGCUAUUUUAGCCAUGCCCCUUGCCAAGAAGGUCGCUUAAUUGAUAUCAUACCUAAAUUUCCACUAAAACGCAAUAUGUCAACCUUUACGAAUCAUUCCUCAGCAGUAAUCCUUCUUGCCACUUUAGAGAAUUAUUUGCAGUCCCUUACAUAUAUUCUAUCAAACCACUAUUUCAACAAAUUUGAUCCUUGAGUCCGCUUGAUUCUUUCCUUUCUCGAAGUCAACAGCAUAAAAUCACGAGAAGAAAAAAGUGCAAAAUUAAUAACAAAAAUUUUUAAAUCACUUACAAGAAAUAAAUAA